AUGCACACUUUCAAGAGCUUGCAAAUGCUCAAAUACACGGUGCUUGAACCGGAGAGUACUCCUUUCCAGAAAGCUCAUGGGGAGACCAUGUACGAGUACAUGUCCAAGAAGCCAGAGUUGUGUCAAUUGUUUGAUAAAGCAGAAACAACAUACUACGAACAAAAGGUGUUCGAAAAGUAUAAAGGUUUUGAAGAGGUGAAAAAACUUAUGGAUGUAGGAGGGGGGGAUGGAAGUGCCAUUGCCAAAAUAGUGUCACUAUAUCCUCAUAUUCAGGCUAUCAACUUCAAUUUGUCCAGUGUGGUUGCUCGUGCUCCUUCAUAUCGAGGUGUAAAGCAUGUAAAUGGGGAUAUGCUUGAAACAAUACCAGAUACACAGGCAAUUAUGCUGAAGAGAAAUUGUUGGAAUGCAUUACCGAACAAUGGGAAGGUUAUAGUCGUUGAGUACUGUGUGCUGCCAGAAGUAAUUGAGAAAUCCCCAGAAACCAAAAACAUGCUACUAGUCAGUGACCUGUUGAUGAUGACCUUCUUUAGCGGGAAGGAGCGAUCAACUAGUCAAUACGAUGCCUUAGCCAAAUCCGUUGGUUUCAUCGAGACAAAGGCUUUUCCGAUUUGCCAUGGAACUUGUGUCAUCGAGUUUCAUAAGGGAAACGUUGGCUCUUAA
Molecule: messenger RNA, 660 nt
Organism: Fragaria vesca subsp. vesca
Lineage: Eukaryota; Viridiplantae; Streptophyta; Magnoliopsida; Rosales; Rosaceae
Product: (S)-scoulerine 9-O-methyltransferase-like
Exons: 4
Coding region: 1-660 (219 amino acids)
Biological process (GO): methylation
Molecular function (GO): S-adenosylmethionine-dependent methyltransferase activity; O-methyltransferase activity
Source: RefSeq, a predicted model, not a curated record